Papilio xuthus (Asian swallowtail) is the source of this 1288-nucleotide messenger RNA. RefSeq names its product carboxypeptidase B. Lineage: Eukaryota; Metazoa; Arthropoda; Insecta; Lepidoptera; Papilionidae. The record is from RefSeq and is a predicted model, not a curated record. The transcript has 5 exons. The coding region runs from base 32 to 1288 and encodes 418 amino acids. Gene Ontology annotation, biological process: proteolysis. Gene Ontology annotation, molecular function: zinc ion binding; metallocarboxypeptidase activity.
UUAUAUCAAUCGUAUAACGUGUUUUGAAAAAAUGAUGCGAUUUAAAUUAAUUAUAUUUCUUUCUAUAUUAAAUAUUCUAAUAUUAACAAUUAAUGCAAAAAAUGAAGAGUAUAUUGGUUAUAAAGUAUAUAAUGUGAAAUUAAAUAGCACAGAACAAGAAGAUAAUUUUUAUAGAAUUAAAAAUGAUUUUAUUGAUUAUUGGCGCAAACCUUCGUUUAAAUAUAAUACCAUAGGACAUGCUAUGGUUCCUCCCGCACAGGCGACAUGUUUCGAAGAAAGACUUGAUGAACUUGGUCUAGCUAAAGAUAUUUACAUUGACGAUGUUUACAAGUACCUAUUAGCGAGAGAGGAAACUUCUAUGGAUAUAUCAAGGAGUGAUAACACAUUUAGCUUUAACGAUUACUAUCGUUAUUCACAGAUAUUAGAUUACAUCAGAACACUUGAAGCAACAUACGAAAAUUCAACGAACAUAAACUUAAGUGUAAUAGAAGCCGGAACAACCGCUGAAGGAAGACCUUUAGUAUACAUUAAAUUAACAAACCAAACUCCAAUGAUGAACAAACGUAUUAUAAUUAUAGAAGCAGGAAUCAAUCCAAGACAAUGGAUUACUAUCCCAUCAUCACUGAAUAUUAUCCAUAGGUUAAAAGACAGUAAUAAUACUAGAUUACUUAAUGAUUUCGAAUGGAUAUUCAUUCCUGUAUUAAAUCCUGAUGGAUAUGAGUAUACCCAUACAAAUCUACGUUUAUGGACAAAAUCAAGAAGUGCAAGCAGUAAUUUAGGCGCUAUAUGUCCUGGUGUGAAUAUAAAUCGUAACUUCAAUAUCGAUUGGCUUAAUUCAGACUCAAGUUCUAGUCCAUGCAGCCAUCUAUACGGUGGUAUUGAGUCAUUUUCAGAAGUCGAAAGCCGUUUAAUACAAUCAUUAUUAGAAGAAUAUGGAAACAGAACGAGUGCUUAUAUUUCGUUACAAAACAAUGGUGGUUUUAUAUCAUAUCCUUGGCAAUAUGAAAGAGCAGCUAGUGGAUUGUUUGCACAACAUCAUAUUUUAGGAAUGAAAAUGAUCGAAGCUAUGGUUGAUAAUUACGAAUUGGAUAUAGCAUCGGUGGCUUACGGAGAUAGAGCGUCAGGAACAAGUACAGAUUAUAUGAGAUAUAAUGGAGUACUUUAUACGUUUAAUAUAGAUGUUGUACCAAGAGGUCAGGAAGGUGUUGUUGUGCCUAGAGAAGAAAUACAAAUCAUAGCUGACGAUGUAUGGAGAGCUGUAUCAGUUCUUGCUGAAAAUUUGUUAUAA